AGGAAAGUCCAGUUCGCUUGCUUGCGACUUUGCUUGGCCUCACGUAAAACAGUAAACAGAAACUCUCGAAACCUUAAAACCAAAAAGGGGCUCAAAACUUCUAUUAACUCUUGAGGCUUUCUUGCCGGGAAGCGGGUGUUUUUUUGUUUUUAUUUAAAAAAAAAGUUAGCAGCAGGUGUAAAAAUAUGUAAAAAGCUUAAUUUCACGCAGUUAUAAACUCUCCUGUUCAAUAACUUUCUCAAAGGCUUCAUCUUUUUAUUAUCGUGCUACACUCCAAUAUCAUUAAUAACCUGGAUGCAAGAAUAAAAUAAAUGUAUUUUAAUUCGAAUAACAGCGACCUUUUUCCGUUAAUGUUUAGAUCAAAAACCUGUUCAAAGUUUAAACUAUUGUUUUUCAAAUUUUAUGUUUUGGUCUUAAAGGGAAUGUUUUGGAAUUCUUAAUUACGUAGCACAUGUCUUUAAAUGGAACUAGUAAAUUGUUGAUUGCCAAUGUUUGGUAGGAGCCGUGAGUCAUUAACCACUUCCCUUUGGGCUGUGUAAUGUCGCUUGUGCUAUGCCGGUCAAGAUUGACCUUAGGGAUGAGAAUGGGGGUGACCUCAAUUGCCUAGUGCAAACAGUAUGUUUGCUAGAGCAAGAUCCGUGAGCCGAUCGGUGUUGUCGGAUGCCUUGACUCAGAUUCUUAUCUUGUGCGGGACGCUCUUCGCCAUCGCGAAUGGUUUGAUCCCUACGCUUGCGGUCCUAAUAUACAGUAAUCUGGCCGAUGAAUUCCUUCAGCCCAACGCGACACUUGACUGUACUGCAGACCAGACCAUCCAGUUGCAGGUGCCGCUUGGGUCUUCUGCGAACUACAUUCUCUUACUAGACCUGACCUCGAAAGAGGUUCUGAAGGCGAUGGUGGGUGGUAUUGCACUUGGGUUUCAAGUCAUUAAUCAGAGUGUCGUGUUUUUAGGGAAUGGACAGGAGUUAUUAAUGGCCGAGAAACUUCUAAAAUCUGCUGAUAAAAGUCAAAAACUGCUUGAUGGGAAUAACCCAGGGACAUUUUUGAAGGAGACGAAACCAGCAAUUACUAAACCUGUGCGAUAUAAAAACGAUGCUUUAUUAAUUGAGAUCGAAGAUAUCGAAAUAAGUCCACAUCAGGGUGAUAUUACCGGAAGUGCUUUUAAUCAUAAGAAAUCGAUGGAAGAUGAAGCGAAAACGGGGCAACAGAUCGCUCAGUUGAGAGGAGACUGGGGAAGAGUGUGGUGGAGUGACAGACUUGUCAAACAUCUCGCAAGGGAUGGGCGGGGGCAAAAAGUCGACCAAGAACACAGGUCCUGGAUAGAGGGGCAAGUACUAAGGUCCCGGAUUAAGGGCCGAGUACCAAGAUCCCGGAUACAGGGGCAAGUACUAAGGUCCCGGAUACAGGACCUAGUACCAAGAUCCCGGAUACCGGGCCGAGCACCAAGGUCCCGGAUACAGAGCCAAGUUCCACGGUCCCGGAUGCAGGGCAAAGUACCAAGGUCCCGGAUACAGGGCCAAGUACCAAGGUCCCGGAUGCAGGGCCAAGUACCAAGGUCCCGGAUAGAGGGCCAAGUACCAAGGUCCCGGAUACAGGGCCGAGCACCAAGGUCCCGGAUACAGGGCCAAGUUCCACGGUCCCGGAUGCAGGGCAAAGUCCCAAGGUCCCGGAUACAGGGCCAAGUACCAAGGUCCCGGAUGCAGGGCCAAGUACCAAGGUCCCGGAUAGAGGGCCAACAAGUUGAUCGCGAGCCAAAUGCGUCGGUUGAAACAUAUGCUUCUCGCAAAGUGGAUGCGAGUUCGGUGGUGCGAGUUGGACAUAGUAUGCGCAUGAAUAUCUUGUUACAAAGCGUUGUUUGGAGAGAUAUCAUGACCGACGACUCGGCGAAGAUAUCAGUUACCAAACUUGUGUCUUCCUCACAUAUAAAGAGCGCUUCAAUUCCACACUCAAGUGCUCAUGAUUUUAUUAAAUCGAUUAGCAUUUUGAAAGGAAAGGUAGCUGACAAAGUGACUACGGCCCUGAAUGCUUCCACUGACCAUACUUUAGCUACAAACACACUAAAUUCAAGUAUUCAUGUCACGCAACCGAAGGUCACAUAUGCAGGUAACGCAACAGAAUCUAAUGUUACAAGUCACAAUGUCACGCAUCUGAACAUCACGGAUACGAGUAACGCAACCCAAGCUAAUGUUACAAAUUACAAUGUCACGCAUCUGAACAUCACGGAUACGAGUAACGCAAUCCAAGCUAAUGUCACAAAUCACAAUGUCACGCAUCUGAACAUCACGGAUACGAGUAACGCAACCCAAGCUAAUGUUACAAAUCACAAUGUCAAGCAACCGAACAUCACCGAAGCGGGUAACGCAACUCAAGCUAAUGUUACAAAUCACAAUGUCACGCAUCUGAACAUCACGGAUACGAGUAACGCAACCCAAGCUAAUGUUAAAAAUCCCAAUGUCAAGCAACCGAACAUCACCGAUGCGGGUAACGCAACUCAAGCUAAUGUUACAAGUCUUAAUGUCACGCAACCGAACAUAACCGAUGCGGGUAACGCAACACAAGCCAAUGUUACAAGUCGCAAUGUCACGCAACUAAGCAUCACGGAUGCGGGUAACUCAACUCAAGCUAAUGUUACAAAUCACAAUGUAACGCAACCGAACAUCACCGAUGCGGGUAACGCAACUCAAGCAAAUGUUAUAAGUCACAAUGUCACGCAACCAAACAAAACGGAUGCGGGUAACGCAACACAAGCUAAUGUUUCAAAUCACAGUGUUAUGCACCCGAACAUGACGGGUAACUUUACACAGUCUAACAGUACCAGCUCAAUCCGUGUCAACCGUACUGAUCUGAUAGCCAUUAUAAAGAUUGGGGCAUCUGGUAACUACACCAUCAACACCUUGCCUCACCUUUUCUAUAAAAAAGAACUCGGCGAGAUGACUCUUGUCUUGCGCAGCCGUUCUUGUAAGGACGGGGCAUCACGCAUGCGCGAGUAUGUGUUUUACUACUUGUGCGCAGCGAUGCUGACCUUGGUCUGCGCAUGCUCCCAAAUGCUGUGCUGGAAUGUGGGCUCAGAAAGAGGCGCCCGCGAUCUAUGUAAAGAUGUGAUGGAGGUUGUAAAAAUUGAGGACAGCGGGGAAUACCCAGUGAGCAGACAUAUCGGUGAUGUAAACAGCCUGCUCCUCCAAGAUGGCUUGAACCUGAAGAACAGUAAAAAGGUGGAUGGUUUAUCUGGCGGUCUUGGAGGCGAGAUUGCGUUCGUUAUCCAGAGUGUUACUAGCUGUGGUUCUGGCUUUAUUGUCAGCCUUAUUCAGGAUUGGAAGCUAACGCUUAUCAUGAUGGCAGCGGCGCCGGCUCUGACUAUCAUUGGUGGUGUUGUUGUAAAGGUGCAGUCUUACGCUAAAAAGCAAAAGGAGGCUUUCCUUCAGCAAGUGUUACCGCUGACCGGACAGGGCUUGACGAACAUCACGAAUACAGUUACAGGCCUGGCUACCCAGUUCAUUGAGACAGAUGGUCUUGGUCACAAGCACACCAACAAGCUGGAUCGUCUGAGGAAUUUGGUUAUUAGCUUUGGCAGUGGCCUCGGGACGAUGGUUCUCUUCACUUUCCUUGGUCUUGGAUUUUCGUAUAGCACAACAUUGCUGUCGAGUGGACAAAUAAGCCCUGCUUCUUUACUCACAGUUUUCAUGGCCGUCAUUGGCGGUGGUAUGCACAUGGCGGGAGCAAUGGAUCAGAUUCAGGACAUAAGUUCAAUGAUGCAAUCCCUGACCAAGCUUACAGGCCAAACCCCCAAGAUAGGCGAGGGUAAAUGCGAAGCAUCCCCUCAUGUUGAAGCCAACAUAAAAGAAGAAGAAACUCAAAUAUCAAAUGAGUUUAAAUCGUUGUGUGGAGACAAACCGGUGAUAGGGUCGAUAGAUGAUUUGCGUCUAUUAAAAACAACAAAGGAAUAUUCGUCACUAUUGACGCCUGUUGCUUCCGAGAAAGUCAUAAACAUUGAAAAGCAGGUCACGAGGGAGUCGUUGGUGGGGAUGGUAAAACUCCGGGUUAAGGAUGUCCCCUUAUUGUUAGCGACUGGGUGUGGUGCCGCUCUUGCUGGUCUUGUUGCUCCAGGGUUCUCACUGAUCUUCACCCAAAUGCAAGAGUACAUGACCGAUCCGGACUUGGUGUCGUCCAAAGGUCCUUUCUUCACCUCCAUGAUUGUACUGCUCGGCUCUAUGGUGGCGUUUGGUGGAACACUCGAGAAGUACAUCUCGACAUUGUUGACUGAAAACUAUGACAAGCGCUUGAAGGAAAUGAUUUUAGCAAAGACGUUAGAGGGUGAUAACGCUAGCGCCAGAGCGUUUUAUGAAAUGGAGAGCAGCAUCAAAGCUGUCACCGAAAAGUCUCUAGCUAAGAGUCUUGGCCCUCAAGUGCAGUCUUGCGUAUCAGUGGCCUUGACCUUCUAUGUCGCUCUUAGCGCCGGAUGGAAGAUGACACUUGUUGCCUUGACAGGAUAUCCCAUAAUACACAUUGCCCGCUCAGUUCAACAGAAUCAAAGCAAGAAAAUCAUGGAGCCGGCAGUAAAGAGCCAGAUCGAUGGUGACACCACCUGGUCUAGCAUCACGAGUCUUCUUCCAGCUGACCUAGAAAGUACUGCAUCGCGGAGUUACAACCAAGCCCUGAAAGAAAUUCUUGGUAGCAGUCUAGCGUUCGCUGUCGCUAACUCCAUGGUGUUCGUCGUGUACGCACUUUCGCUCGAGUAUGGAAGCAGCCUGGUGCAGUCUGGGGAGAUGACGCCCAUAGAAGUCUUAAGUGUGCUGAUGACUAUUCUCUUUGGGUCAAAUGCUAAUAACGGGAGUCUCGGGCCAAGUCAUGCCCAGGCCAGCUCGACGAACACCGAUCAACAACAAGAAAUGUCCGUCUCCCUUGGUGUAAAUAAAAUAAGCCGAGCAGCGCGUCUUCCUUGAUAGAUGUGAAAGAAGUUAUGAAACCGACUGGCUAAACCGAACGGAUUUCUUGAUGUAAAUGACGUUACACUAACAGACUGGCUAAGAGUGUAUUUGCAUUUGUAUGAUGUGCAUAAACUCCUAGCCACUACAAUGGGUUCUAACGUAUUUAACCAAAAUUUUCCCAUCGAAAACAUCACCAGAACGGCCCAGAAAAUUUCUAAAUUCUUCUUCUUGAAGAAGAAGAAGAAUUUAGAAAUUAAAAUUUAAAAUAUUGCUCACACUGAUUUCGAGCCGUUGCGGUCACAUAACUGUUUAAACUAAGUCCGGAAGGCUGAAGUAUUUACUGACAUAAAAAACGUCCAUGGAAAACGUCGCUACAAAUGUUUCAAGGAUAGUGCACAAGGUUAGAUAUUCUACUGAGUCUGGCAAGGAAUUCUAAGAGAGACUAUACGGGGCAUUUUUUAGGAAGCGCACAAGAUUAGAUAUUCUACUGAGUCUGGCAAGGAAUUCUAAGAGAGACUAUACGGGGCAUUUUUUAGGAAGCGCACAAGAUUAGAUAUUCUACUGAGUCUGGCAAGGAAUUCUAAGAGAGACUAUACGGGGCAUUUUUUAGGAAGCGCACAAGAUUAGAUAUUCUACUGAGUCUGGCAAGGAAUUCUAAGAGAGACUAUACGGGGCAUUUUUUAGGAAGCGCACAAGAUUAGAUAUUCUACUGAGUCUGGCAAGGAAUUCUAAGAGAGACUAUACAGGGCAUUUUUUAGGAAGCGCAUUUUCCCUAGUGUACGUAUUCAUUUAUGUCAGAAAAUUAUGUGAUGAAAAAACUUUAACAAAAAUCCUAUAAAGGAAUUAUUCAACUAUGGCAAAAUCAACAGGAAGCCAAAUAUUUGCCAAGGAGAUAGAGUCAUUUAACGUUUGCACUAUUUAAUGGGCGGACACACCCUGGAUCUGUCACUGUAAACAAAUGUUUUUUUAACAAAUUAAAACCAAUUAAAGCUCUUCACGACUGCUGCCUGAA
Nematostella vectensis (starlet sea anemone) is the source of this 5934-nucleotide messenger RNA. RefSeq lists its product as uncharacterized. Gene Ontology annotation, molecular function: ABC-type transporter activity; ATP binding. The transcript has 19 exons. NCBI's taxonomy places the organism in Eukaryota, Metazoa, Cnidaria, Anthozoa, Actiniaria, Edwardsiidae. Gene Ontology annotation, cellular component: membrane. Gene Ontology annotation, biological process: transmembrane transport. The record is from RefSeq and is a predicted model, not a curated record. Bases 618 to 4937 code for a protein of 1439 amino acids.